This is a messenger RNA of Didymosphaeria variabile, 1587 nucleotides long. RefSeq lists its product as uncharacterized. The transcript is spliced from 5 exons. Lineage: Eukaryota; Fungi; Ascomycota; Dothideomycetes; Pleosporales; Didymosphaeriaceae. The record is from RefSeq and is a predicted model, not a curated record. Gene Ontology annotation, molecular function: monooxygenase activity; iron ion binding; oxidoreductase activity, acting on paired donors, with incorporation or reduction of molecular oxygen. Bases 1 to 1587 code for a protein of 528 amino acids.
AUGGCUUUCAAUCUAUCGUCGACCGAUUACAAGUCUCUCUAUGCAUCCGAUUCUGACGCACUCAAGCAGUGGUUACCCCUAGCUGCUACAGUGGUACUCAUAUGUUUAUCCGUAACGUGGUUCGGAUUAGUCUAUCAGAAAACCAAACAUCCGCUCGCAAAUCCUCCUCAUCUAUUUCAACUUCGACUUUUCAAACAAAUUGACUUUCUCCGCAAUGGUGUGGAAAUACUCAUGCAGGCCAAGAAGAAGUAUGCCGGAGAGCCAUUCAGGAUGAUAAACGAACUGGGUGAACUCCUUGUACUUCCGCCUUCCCAUGUACAAUUGAUGCGCAACGAGGAAAAGCUGAGUUUCUCAAAAGCCAUAUUGACGGAUUUCCAUGGACACAACCCCGGCUUCGAACCUUUCGGUCUGUUUGCCCACGAUGACCGGCUUGCGCAAACAGUGAUUAGGAAGCAGCUCACCAGAACACUGAAUACAGUUACUCAACCUCUCUCCUCUGAAACUACAUUUGCAGUAGAAACAAUCUUUGGUAACUCGCCAGAUUGGAAGGAUGUGCGCAUUAAGGAUUCUCUAUUGGAUCUAGUCGCAAGGAUCUCAUCCCGUGUUUUUCUUGGAGACGCGCUAUGCCGUAAUGAAGAUUGGCUGAAGAUAACAAAGGACUACACCGUGGACGCUUUCAAGUCAGCGACGAAGAUGACAAUAGUCCCGUAUCCUCUAAGAUUUCUUUUACGUUGGUUCUCCAAAGACUUCGCCCUUGUCAGUCGAGAGUACAACCUAGCGAAAGAGAUUAUCACACCUGUCAUCGAACGCCGCCGAGAGCUCAAGGCCGAAGCCAGAUCCAAAGGAGAAAAUGUUCCAGCUUAUAACGAUGCCAUUGACUGGGUUGAGAGCGAGAGCCAAGGCCGCCCCUAUGACCCAGCUGCCUUCCAACUAUUGCUGUCGUUCGCUGCGAUCCACACGACGACGGACUUGCUUUGUCAGACCUUGCUCCUAUUAUCUAACGAGCCUGAACUGAUUGCACCUUUGCGCGAUGAGAUCAUCAAUGUUCUCCGAGUUGAGGGUUGGAAGAAGAGCGCACUGUUUAACAUGAAGUUGCUCGACAGUGCUAUCAAAGAAGCUCAGCGGAUCAAACCAAAUGGCUUGACGGGAAUGCGCCGACUUGCGACCCAGACCGUAGAGUUAUCUAACAACAUCACCAUCCACAAAGGUGAUCGCGUUAUGGUGGACGCUACGAGCAUGCUGGACCCGACCAUCUACCCAGAACCGGAGAAGUUUGAUAUUUACCGGUUCUUGCAUCUACGAGAGCGGGCAGAUUUUGCGAGCAAGGCACAGCUAGUCGCUACAAGCCCUGAGCACCUCUCCUUCGGACACGGUAUGCACGCAUGCCCCGGUCGUUUCUUCGCUGCCAACGAGGUUAAGAUCGCACUCUGUCAUCUUCUGCUUAAGUAUGAUUGGAAGCUAUCGCCUGCCACUGCCAGUAUCAAACCUGUUGUGCACGGAGUGUCGAUGGUCGUCAAUCCAGAGAACAGAUUGAUGUUCCGACGUCGGAAGGAAGAGAUUGAUCUAGAAUCGUUAGAAUUCAACUAG